GUGAGGUUGAGGAAGUGAAAAAAAAAAACAUGGGGUCACUAAUGGCCUCUGCUACUCUGACUCUUGUGUUGGCUAUAAUUUCUCUGAGCUUGCCACCUCAAAUCUCAGCAGACAACUACAUGUAUUCAUCUCCUCCACCACCCAAGAAGUACCCUCCGGUGUCUCCUCCUUACCACUACGUUUCACCACCACCACCUCCAGUCUACUCUCCACCUUACUAUUAUCACUCUCCACCUCCUCCACCAAAGAAGCCUUACUAUUACCACUCUCCACCACCACCACCAUCAUACAAAUACCCAUCUCCACCACCACCAAAGGCCCCAUACCAUUACUCAUCUCCACCACCACCACCAAAGAAGCCAUACAAGUACUCAUCUCCCCCACCUCCACCUUACAAGUACUCAUCUCCUCCACCUCCGGUGCACGUUCUCCCUUACCCUCACCCUCAUCCUCAUCCUCAUCCUCAUCCAUACCCUCACCCUCACCCUCCCCCAUCCCCGAAGAAGCCUUAUUACAAAUACCAAUCUCCUCCACCACCGGUUCCCAAGUUACCUCCCUACAUUCCUCACCCAGUUUACCAUCAUCAUCCUCCACCCCCUCCAUACAAGUACCCAUCUCCUCCACCACCACCAUACUAUCCACAUCCAUCUCCAACACCAGCCCCAUACAAGUACCCAUCUCCUCCACCACCACCAUACUAUCCACACCCAACUCCAAAACCAACCCCAACCCCAUACAAGUACCCUUCUCCUCCACCACCCCCAUACAAGUAUCCAUCUCCAACACCAGCACCAUACAAGUACCCUUCACCUCCACCACCCCCAUACUAUCCACACCCAACUCCAAAACCAACACCAACCCCAUACAAGUACCCAUCUCCUCCACCACCCCCAUACUAUCCACACCCAACUCCAAAACCAACCCCAACCCCAUACAAGUACCCUUCUCCUCCACCACCCCCAUACUAUCCACACCCAACUCCAAAACCAACCCCGACCCCAUACAAGUACCCUUCUCCUCCACCACCCCCAUACAAGUAUCCAUCUCCAACACCAGCACCAUACAAGUACCCUUCUCCUCCACCACCUCCAUACUACCCACACCCAUCUCCAACACCAACACCAGCACCAUACAAGUACCCAUCUCCUCCACCGCCCCCAUACUAUCCACACCCAUCUCCAACACCAACACCAUACAUUCCACACCCAGUUUACCACUCUCAUCCACCACCUCCAUACAAGAAGCCUUACAAGUACAUGUCUCCUCCUCCACCUUCUCACGGUUACGUCUAUGCAUCACCUCCCCCUCCUUACCACUAUUAGAUAGCGGUUUAGCAUACCUCUCUCUAUGGAUAUGAAGAAUAUGUGCAAAUAAAGAAAGCGACGGAGGGAAGAAGCGCUUCAUAAUACAAGAAAGAGAAGAAUGGAAGCAAAGUUUCCGCGUUUUGUCUUCGCAAGAAGUGUUUAAUUUCUAUGAUAGGAUUGAAUUCGGUCUUUUUCUAUGCUCUUUUGUUUUGUUUAUGAAUUAUGUAUUUAAACAGUUGUAAAGCGCUGCUAUGCUAUGGUCCAACUCAAAGGGACACGCACUCCUGUUGAUGGAUGGUACAUGAAUGAAUGCAAUGUAGUUUUCAACCUGCUGUGUUUGCAGGGGUUGUAAAACUAAAUUAUAAAUAAUAAUAAAAUAAUUAUAUUUUCUCUCAAA
Gastrolobium bilobum is the source of this 1701-nucleotide messenger RNA. RefSeq names its product extensin-like. The record is from RefSeq and is a predicted model, not a curated record. Lineage: Eukaryota; Viridiplantae; Streptophyta; Magnoliopsida; Fabales; Fabaceae. The coding region runs from base 30 to 1322 and encodes 430 amino acids. The transcript has 4 exons.